Molecule: messenger RNA, 993 nt
Organism: Spodoptera littoralis (African cotton leafworm)
Lineage: Eukaryota; Metazoa; Arthropoda; Insecta; Lepidoptera; Noctuidae
Source: the annotation of a GenBank genome assembly
AUGACCAAGCCUCGGCCAUGUGGUUGUAAAGGUUGUAGAACAUGUUUAAUAUGUGAAACACAAUAUGGAGCUGAAAACUUGAAGCUACAGCUGGAAUUGGAUAAGAGUAAAGGUUAUGUUUAUUGUCCUUUUUGUAAUAAAGCCUGGAGAGGCUGGGACUUGAACUCUUACAAACAACAUCCCAAUCAUGAAGGGGACUCUAUAGAAUAUCCUGGUGUGUACAUCCAGUUGAAUUUCAUAUCAGAAGAAGAAGAAAGAGAUUUGAUGAGAAACAUCGAUGAGGUGCCGUGGGACAUAUCUCAAAGCGGUAGAAGGAAGCAGAAUUAUGGCCCGAAGACUAACUUUAAGAAGAAAAAAGUUGUUGUUGGUAAAUUCGAAGGUUUUCCAGCGUUUUCUAAAUAUUUGCAGGAGAGAUUUAGUAGUAUUGAUUUGUUGAAAGACUACUAUGUAAUUGAGCAAUGUUCUUUAGAGUAUGACCCGAGUAAGGGAGCUUCUAUAGAUCCUCAUAUAGAUGACUGCUGGAUAUGGGGUGAGAGGAUUAUCACAGUCAACUGUUUAUCUGACACAGCACUGACAAUGACCACAUUCAAGGGUGACCUGAAGAAAUAUAAUCUGUAUUGCGCUGAAGAAUAUGGCCCUGUGGUUGAUACUGAUGGCAGUAUACUAAAAGGCCAUAAAGAGGACAAAUCAAUGUUGGAAACAUGUAAAUCUUCACUCCCCAAUGAUAUUAUAAUUAGGAUACCGAUGCCAAGGAGGUCUCUAAUAAUUAUUUACGGAGAAGCAAGAUACCACUGGGAACACAGCGUUCUUCGUGAGGACAUCACAUCCAGGAGAGUGUGCAUUGCAUACAGAGAAUUUACCCCACCAUACCUAAACGGUGACCAGCAAGAAAUUGGCAAUACCAUCAGAAAAAUAGGGCAAAAUUUCUGGGACCACAAAGGAAUUUCCCCGUUGAUCGGGCAAAACAAAAAGGUUGAAAACCAAAUAGCCUAG